Molecule: messenger RNA, 1465 nt
Organism: Fukomys damarensis (Damara mole-rat)
Lineage: Eukaryota; Metazoa; Chordata; Mammalia; Rodentia; Bathyergidae
Gene: Slc25a45
Product: solute carrier family 25 member 45
Biological process (GO): transmembrane transport
Cellular component (GO): mitochondrion
Molecular function (GO): transmembrane transporter activity
Source: RefSeq, a predicted model, not a curated record
UCUCUCUCUCUCUCUCUCUCUCUCUCUCUUCAUAAAGGAAUUUCUUUCUCACUGGUGCCAGGAAGUUCAAUAUCUAGGUUCUGGGAUCUGUUGGAAGGCUAGAGGGAGAAAGCAAACAAGCGCAGAGCGGCUGGGGGCCAUCACAGACAGACACAGGGUCCUUUACAUAGUCACCCCCAGGGAAGAGGGGGCUGAGGGAGGCUGAGGUGUGACUCACUGCGAGGAGUCAUAAACAACUCUGGGAGAAAGCAGAAGGCUUCAGGGCCUGGGUUAAACAUUAGUGGGAGAUUAUCUGCAGGCCCAGGGGAGGGAAAGGGGACAAGUUACAAUUGGACAGUCUCCUCUGCGGAGCUGUGGAGCUGCCAGCUGCCAGGUCCCGCCUCAGCCCAGACAAUGCCGGUGGAGGAGUUUGUGGCUGGCUGGAUUUCAGGAGCUCUGGGCCUGGUCAUGGGCUACCCCUUUGACACCCUAAAGGUGCGGCUGCAAACCCAGAACACAUACCGGGGCAUCACAGACUGCAUGGCCAAGAUUUACCACCAUGAGUCGAUCCUGGGCUUCUUCAAGGGAAUGAGCUUCCCGAUCGCCAGUAUAGCACUGGUCAACUCCAUCCUGUUCGGGGUCUACAGCAACACCCUGCAGGUGCUCACAGCGACCUCCCACCAGGACCAGCGGGCCCAGCUGCCCAGCUACACACACAUCUUCAUAGCGGGCUGCACCGGGGGCUUUCUGCAGGCCUACUCCCUGGCCCCUUUUGACCUCAUCAAAGUCCGCCUGCAAAAUCAGACGAGGGUGCAGCCAGGGAGCCCCCCACCCAAGUACCGGGGACCCGUGCACUGUGCAGCCACCAUCUUCCAAGAGGAGGGGCCCCGGGGGCUGUUCCGAGGAUCUGGGGCCCUGAUGCUGAGGGACACCCCCACACUGGGAUUUUACUUCGUCACCUAUGAAGGGCUCUGUCACCAGUACACCCCAGCUGGCCAGCAACCCAGCUCAACCACUGUGCUGGUGGCAGGAGGCUUUGCAGGCAUCGCCUCCUGGGUCACAGCCACACCCUUCGACGUGAUCAAGGCCCGGAUGCAGAUGGGUGGUGUGAACCAGAGAGCGUACAAGGGGAUGCUGGACUGCAUAGUGACCAGCUUCUGGCAGGAGGGCCUGGGAGUCUUUUUCCGGGGGUUUACUAUCAACAGUGCCCGUGCCUUUCCUGUCAAUGCUGUCACCUUCCUCUGCUAUGAGUACCUGCUGCGCGUGUGGGGGUGAGCCCGGCCUGGUGAUGCCAGCAGCCCUGGGAGCCUGGAGGCCAGGCUGAGGGUGCCCAGCUUGCAGUGCAUGUGGAGGAGGUGUAGGCCUCCCCGGGCCAGGCAGCACACUACUCAGAUGGGGCUGAGGAGACACCUGAUCAGGACACUGGCGAUCCAGCCUCUGCACCACGAAUCUCAGCACGUUUGGUUCUGAAUCAGGAAGCACGGGA